Molecule: messenger RNA, 3586 nt
Organism: Crotalus tigris (Tiger rattlesnake)
Lineage: Eukaryota; Metazoa; Chordata; Lepidosauria; Squamata; Viperidae
Gene: C1QL3
Product: complement C1q like 3
Exons: 2
Coding region: 550-1317 (255 amino acids)
Molecular function (GO): protein binding
Source: RefSeq, a predicted model, not a curated record
GAGAUUUGGUGUCGCUGCAGAAGAGUAAGAAUGAAUGAAGGAAGGAAAGAAAAAAAAUAAAAGAAAUAAAAGGAGGGAGGGAAGAAAAAGGGGGGGCGCGACCCGCGAGAAGACCUCAAAAGAGGCGACCGGGAGGAGCAGAAGGGAAGUUGAUUCGAGCUGGCAUAGACGGGGGAAAAAAAAAAAGUCGAUCGCCAGCCACAGCAUAAAAGUGUGAGCGACUCUUCUCAGCCUAACAGCAGCGGCAGCCACAGGUGCCCCAGACGGGAACCCGAGCCAUCCACAGAAGAGCAGCGCGGAGCAAGGCUCCCGGAGCUUCGGGAUCUGGCGAAGGAGAUUUGCCCCCGUGCCCCUCCCGGUCGACGGGAGGAAGAGGGCGACAAGGCCCCACGGACGCGGGGAGGCUACCCCGCGGUGAUUUCGGCUGGAAGAGGUUCCCGACCCACCAUCAAGAUUUUGUCCAAAAGCAGGCAAGAGGAUCGCCCUGCGCUGAGCCGCCUGGUGGGCAGCAGGCGCCGGCUGAUCGCGGCCGGUGCGCUAGGGGUGGUCAUGGUGCUACUGCUGGUCAUCCUCAUCCCGGUGUUGGUGAGUUCGGCGGGCACAUCGGCGCACUACGAAAUGCUGGGCACCUGCCGCAUGGUCUGCGACCCUUACGGAGGAACCAAGGCGCCCAGCACGGCGGCCACGCCCGAUCGCGGCCUCAUGCAAUCGCUACCCACCUUCAUCCAAGGCCCCAAGGGCGAGGCCGGACGGCCGGGUAAAGCCGGGCCUCGGGGCCCCCCAGGAGAACCAGGUCCGCCAGGGCCGGUGGGCCCUCCGGGAGAUAAAGGCGAGCCCGGGCGCCAAGGUCUACCUGGCCCCCCGGGAACGCCUGGCCUGAACGCGGCCGGGGCGAUCAGCGCUGCCACUUACAGUACGGUGCCCAAGAUCGCCUUCUACGCGGGGCUGAAGCGCCAGCACGAGGGUUACGAGGUCUUGAAGUUCGACGACGUCGUCACCAACCUGGGAAACCAUUACGAUCCGACGACCGGCAAGUUCACCUGCUCCAUCCCGGGCAUCUACUUCUUCACCUACCACGUGCUCAUGCGGGGCGGCGACGGCACCAGCAUGUGGGCCGACCUCUGCAAGAAUAACCAGGUGCGAGCUAGUGCCAUUGCACAAGACGCAGAUCAAAACUAUGAUUACGCCAGCAACAGCGUGGUCCUACAUUUGGAACCAGGAGAUGAAGUCUAUAUAAAAUUAGAUGGUGGAAAAGCACAUGGAGGAAACAACAACAAAUACAGCACAUUUUCUGGAUUUAUAAUUUAUGCUGACUGAUAUUAAACACAAACUAAAUGACCUUCUAAUGAUGGAUUCUCUUGGCCAAAAUAAAAGGAUCAAGAAAUCCCAGAGGAUACUGAUCGUAGACUCUUCAGGAGUGAAGCCAAAUGCUACCUAACCCAUAUCUGUACAACCCAGAGAAAGAUGUUUAAAAAAAUAGAGCAAGUGUAAGAGGUGUGUGAUCUAUCACCAAAGCAAAAUAGUCGUUGUUAAUGUUCAUGUGAAUAAAGUCCUACAUAAAUCACAAUUUUUAUAAGAGAAAGAAAAAAGAGGCACUGAAUUACUUCUUCAGCAUACAGUAUGUAAUAUCUUUGAUGUGCUAUGAUUUCAUGCUGCUUUUUUUCAUCCAUCAGCUUUGGUGCUUCUCACUUAUCUGCUAACUAUGAGCCAGUUCUGAGUAUAUGGUGAAGAAUGUUUUUUUUUUUCAAUAAAAGGAAGAUGUAAGAGAAAUUCUGCUGUUCCUUCUAAGGGAUAUAUUUGCCUAAUCUUUCCAUUCCUUGGCUAUCUAGAAAUAGGAAACGGCUCUUUCAAAGCUUAGCUCUAUUGUUAUUGUACUUAGAUGAAAAUACAACUACAGCACAAUUGUCUCAUUUUCUGUUAUUGAUUCAAUAUUAUGCAAUUGUUAAUAUUAUAUAAUAUCUUUCAGGCAUACCCCCCCCUCUAGAACCAGGAGAUUGUCCCAUUUAGUUUAAUAGAGUAAGAACAGUCCACAGAUAUGAAUAUAAAGUCAAUGGGCAGAUUUCUGUAUGCAAAGCAAGAGACAGAAAAUAAUAAAACAAUUGCAUUCCAUGAAAACAAAAUAUGAAAUUAAAAAAACAACCCUGUUGCGGUAUUAUUUCUAAUAUUUAUUAAGAAUAUAAUUUGAUUACUUUUUUUAAGACACGAAAAGAGAAUUCAUGAUGUAGAUAUUAGGAGCAGAAGUCUGGUACAAGUUAAAUGCUGAAUCAUGUUGGCAGAGUCACAUUUACAAGAAUUCAGGGGAAAAAGAAUUCAGUUUUUCUAGCUGUAUGUUGUUGUCAAUUACUAAAGAAUUUAGCUUUCUUCAACACUUUUAAGUUUGUUCUUUUCUAUAAAUUUCAUCCUGCGUGUCAUUUGUUGCAUUCAAUUUACAAUUACAGCUGUAUGCAAACUAUCCCAAUGGUGGAGCAGUGACAUAAUAUUGAUAGUUAUGGAUAGAGCUGAUUAGAUCAGCUUUUUAAAAUCUAAUUUGCACAGGCUAAUUCUGCACAUUUAACACUUCAGGAAGUAUCGGGGGGGGGGGGGGCAGCUUGCAGCACAAUCCUAUGCAGAUCUGCUCAGAAGUAAAACCACUUUAAUGGGAGUCCAUAUGUAAAUGGUGGUGUUUUGUUGUUCUGUUGUAUCAAAAUGCCACACAAAGUCCAUGAUGCUAUCAAGUAUCUUUGGGACUGUGACCUGAACAUUUGUCAAGUAUUAUAAUAGUUUAUAAUACAAUAUAAUAAUCUUGCUCCCAAUCUGGGUUAAUACUAUAUAAUUGUUAUACAGCAUUUUCAUAAAAUGUCAUAUAAAAACAAAUAAUCUCCAGCAAAUAAUCCAGUGUUUCUAAUUAUUAUCUUUUGUUUAACUUAAAUGUUAAGAUUUUUUAUAUUAAAAGCUUAUUGUCUAUAAUUAGGCUGUGAACUCAGUUGUGAGACUUCUAGACUUCAUUUGUUAACUGACUUAACAACAAAUUAAUCCCAGUGAUUCUAAUAGGACUUACUUCUGAGUAUUUAUGUACAGGAAUGCAUAUUUUAGGUGCUAAACUUGUAAAUGUGAUGUUUCAUUAUCAAUCCAAUGCAAAGAGGUAUUCAAAGAUUAUGAAAUGGGAUUAUAUAAAAUAUGUAUAAAGAGAUUUUAAAAUAUGGUACACUUAAGCCUAUGUUUGUGGAAUCAAGAGGCUCAAUGAAUUAUUUCAGUUAUACUUCCAUAAACAAUUUCCAUAUAUUUAAUGAUUUUAUAUAGAAUAUUCUUUGAAAAAGUUAAAAUGUAUUCUCUUGAGAUUGAGUCUCCUCUAUCAUGCAAUUUUCUUAGCAACAGCAUGACAAUCAUGCCUUCUUCCCAGAUACUUGAAAAGAAGGACUAUGAUGACAUGAUAGCAAUAUGCCAAUAUUUGAAGUACUGCCACAAGCAUGAGGGGGUCAAUCCAUUCUCCAAAGCACCUGAAGGCAGGACAAGAAGCAAUUGAUGAAAACUAAUCAAGCAGAGUAGCAACCUAGAACUAUGGAGAAAUUUCCUGAUAGUUAGAACAAUUAAUCACUGGAAGGAGUUG